Stegostoma tigrinum is the source of this 1744-nucleotide messenger RNA. Its product is annotated as glial fibrillary acidic protein-like. Gene Ontology annotation, biological process: intermediate filament organization. Gene Ontology annotation, cellular component: intermediate filament; cytoplasm. Lineage: Eukaryota; Metazoa; Chordata; Chondrichthyes; Orectolobiformes; Stegostomatidae. The record is from RefSeq and is a predicted model, not a curated record. The coding region runs from base 97 to 1461 and encodes 454 amino acids. The transcript has 9 exons. Gene Ontology annotation, molecular function: structural constituent of cytoskeleton.
AUCUCAUGAAUAAUUACCAACCACUUCUGAGACGUGUCCUGGGCCACUGUUUAGUAACUUGUGUUCUAGAAGAACCUUUGUGAAAAAAGUUACAAAAUGAGUUAUCGUUUCAAUUCUCCAUCAUCGUUCCGCAGAUUGACUAUACGGUCAAAAUCGGGUUCUCAAUCAGCACCAGUUCGUCGCUCAUUUACUAAAACAGUGACCUAUUCUAGCCCAACUACUCCUUCAGGUUGGCUGAACAAGAGUGCUCCAAGCAAAAUGUCUGAAGAAGGUGACCAAUUAGACUUUUCCCUGCUGGACGCCAUAAGUGAUGAAUUCAAGACCACCCGCACCGAUGAGAAAGAAAAACUGAUUGACCUGAACAACCGCUUUGUCAGCUACAUUGAGAAAGUAAGAUCUAUGGAGCAACAAAACAAGGUUCUUCAGGCUGAAUUGCAGGAACUGAAGGGAAAGGGCAGUUCCAAAAUUGGAUCUGUUUAUGAACAGGAGCUGAGAAGACUACGCCAAGAAGUGGACCAGAUCUCCAAGGAUAAAGCCAGAAUUGAAGUGGAAAGGGACAAUUUGUUGGAUGAUGUACACAAACUCAAAAACAAAUUGAGAAAUGAAAUACAACAACGCGAGGAAGCUGAAAACAACUUGUCAGAUUUCCGAGAGGAUGUGGAUGAAGCAACUCUGGCAUGUGUCGACCUGCAACGGAAAAUUGAUGCAUUGCAGGAUGAAAUUGCCUUCUUAAAGAAACUUCAUGAAGAAGAAAUCCGUGACCUGGAAUCACAAGGGCAAAAUCAACAGGCCAAGAUUGAGAUGGAUGUGGCUAGACCUGACCUUUCUUCAGCACUACAAGAAGCUCGUUCUCAGUUUGAUAAACUUGCUGCAAAGAACAUUACUGAAACUGAGGAGUGGUACAAAUCCAAGGUUUCUGGCCUAACUCAGAAUGUUGCUCGUAGCAACGAAGCCCUUCGCCAGGCAAAGCAAGAAGCAAGUGAUUACCGCAGAGAGGCCCAGGCACUCAAGUGUGAAGUUGAAGCUCUUAAGAGCUCAAAAGAUUUCCUUGAGCGUCAGAAGAAUGAAAUGGAGGAUCAGUUUAACAAGGAAACAGCCAAAUUCCAAGAAACAAUUGUUCAACUUGAAAAUGAAAUUCAAAGUAUGACUGAACAGAUGACCCAUCGUUUAUCUGAAUAUCAAGAUCUGCUGAAAGUUAAAAUGGCAUUAGAUGCUGAGAUCACAACCUACAGGAAAUUAUUGGAGAGUGAGGAAAACAGGUAUUCCAUUAUCUCCCCUCCUAGCCCUUUGCGCCUGCAAGGUGUAGAACUUGAACGAACCAAACCACCUGAAAUUCAAUCCCCCAAAAGGACACUGUCCAUGAAAACAAUUGAAAUGAAAGACGGAGAGAUACUCAGUGAGACCUCACAAGAGUUCGAACUGCAGAUAUCAGAUGCACCUACUGACUUGAAUGAAGAUUGAACUUCAUUAAAUCUACAAAUCCUGCAAAAUGAGAAUGGCAAUUAUCUUUGUAUGAAACAAAUAUGUUAACUUUCAUGGCUUUCUGGUUUUAUUUAAAGAGUUAUGUAUAGUAGGGCUGCAUUAGAUCAUUUAAAAAGUAAACUUUCAAUCAAAAUGUUACGCAACAAUAUAUUCGCUCACAGAUUUGAAUUUGAAGUCUUUAUUGCUUUACCCUAACGGCUAAUUGUAAACUUCUAAAACUAAUUAAAUAAAACUGCAUUGUUAAGAGAAAAACAGAUCAAAA